AGAGAGGAGGAGGAGGAGGAGGAGGAGGAGGGGCGUGUGCCUGAGCCCGCAAAUGGCUGUGAGAGCUCUGAUGGAUCUGUAGCUUGGCUCCGGCUUUGAUGCUCGAUUAUCCGAGGCGGACGGGAGCGCUGGAACGGACUAUGCUUUGCGGGAGACGGAGGACAGGCCUGCAACGUUGGAGAGGGACGGAGAGGGAGAGAGUGAGGGUGUGCGAGAAGAUGGUUGCUGGUACUGCCCAGCUUGCAACGUCUCCCAAGUCACAGAGUCGAAUACCGGGGUCUGCGACUUGUCAAGAACGUGUGCGAGUCUGGAGAAGCAUGGGACCCAAGGAGGACAGGGAAAUUCUUUGCUGUCGUCACUUCUCCCUGUCAAACUGUAUCGAAAUCGCCCAAAAUUGGGUCGAGGACAGAGAUUGCCGGCGGGUGAAAACUAUUUUUUCUGGCCCUCGCUGGGUCCUGGGAAUCGGGACUCCUGGGUGGGAAAACUGCGACAACCCACACGAGAAACAAGCUGGAGCUAACAGAGUAGCCUCAAGCUCCACCGCGUGGCAGCAAGGACCGUGGGAAAGGGCUCAGCUAGAGCCUAGAGUCUGCUGGACCGACGUCGAGCCAGUUCGUCUUGUUCCAGGAAGCUUCUGUUGGCUGUGGUUCAUCCGCAGCACCGGCGUCAAACCAGGGAAACCCCUUCAACACAGCAUUUGACCGCAAAGUUGGGAACUGGGCGGUCCCCUGGGGGCCCUGGUGUUGGUGCUUUUCGUUGGCGCCGGUGCCAAUCGUCGCCGCUUCGAGUCAGAGCGCCAGAAGCACUCAGGCCCAACUGUGGAGAAGCCCUUGUCUUUCGUUUCUUCCCGUCCGCGACCGUUGCAAUGG
This is a messenger RNA of Colletotrichum phormii, 869 nucleotides long. RefSeq lists its product as uncharacterized. The record is from RefSeq and is a predicted model, not a curated record. Bases 99 to 701 code for a protein of 200 amino acids. The transcript has a single exon. NCBI's taxonomy places the organism in Eukaryota, Fungi, Ascomycota, Sordariomycetes, Glomerellales, Glomerellaceae.